AUGUCGUCGCGACGCUACCCAACCGCUGAGCUCUAUGAGGAGCGAGAGCGCGACUUCUACCGCAAUGGAAACCGCAGCGAUCGCAACUACGAGGAGCUUGACCUCGAGCUGCGCCGCGGCACUGGCCCGGACCCCAGGCGCAGUGCCCCCGACUUCUUCCGCGAGGACUACAACCGCCCGACGGCUGGCCCCAUGGUUCUGAGGAGCCGCGAUGAGGACAACUAUUCGCGAGCAGGACCCCGCAGCAGCCGCGGCGGGUUCGACGACGAUGUGCGCUCUACCCGGAGCCGUCCCCCGCCUCCGCCCUCUGCUAUGCGGGGCAUGGAGCGGGACGACAUCAGUAUCCGUCACAGCGAGGCCCCGACGCGCCGCGGACGAGCAGACGACAUUGACGAGACGGACAUUACCAUCAAGCGCCGCGAGCAGUCUCGUGGCCCCCCAGAGCGCGACGACAUCAUCUUCCGCCGUGGCGAUGGCCCCCCUGUGAGAUCUGUCAGCCGACCCGCCCCGCGUCAGGUGGACGACGACGAUGUGCGCUUCAGGGGCCGCGGUGGAAACGACAUCGACUUCCACGCCUCUCGCAGCGAAGUUAGCCGCCACGGCAGGGACGUCUCUGCUGAACGAGGCUCUAUCCGCUUCCAGGAGCGUGACGGUAACUUCGAGCUCCGCGCAAACCGCCGAGAAUUCAGUCGCGAUGGCAGGGACACCAGCAGAGAGAGGAGCUCUUUGACGAUUAGAAACCGCGAGAGGAGUCUCCCUCCCCCAUCGCGCAACCGCGGCGAUCUGAUCGCUAGGGAGCGCGAGGAGUUUGUCAUCCGCCGUCCACGCGCAGAGUCUCCUCCUCAGAACAACCGCGAAGUCAUAAGAGACGAGAUCAUCAUCCGCCGCAAGGAGGAGCGAGCACCCACUCCUUCGCCCUCUCCAUCUCCGCCUCCUCCACCCCCAGCGCCAGCUCCUGAGCCAGAGAUCCGUCCCCCGAUCAUCCAGGAGAUCAUCACACAUCACCGACACAUCGACCAUGGUGUCGUCAGGGCCCGCACGCCAACACCGCCUCCCCCACCGGCGCCCCCGUCUCCUCCCCCUCCACUAAACGAGACCCUCGAGAUCGAGAUCAACCGACGAGAGAGCCACAGCCGUGGACGUGGAAGGAGCAACUUCGAGGAGCUCGAUAUUGAUAUCAACUUCAACCGCGACCAGGUACGUCACCGCGAGCGGUCGUUUAGCCCCCCAGGGCGUGUGCACACAGCCCCCAUGCCCGAUAUGGACUUUGAUUUGGAAGCCGAGUUCUACAACCGCAAAGCACUCGAGCGAGCCUACCCUGGUGAAGCUUGGAACGGAGUUACCAAAGACUGGUCCAUCAUCGACGUGCCACCCGGCACCAGUCGUGUGCGCAUGGAUGGCAUCGGUGGUGCUGCCCAAGAAAUCACCUGGCAGCGCUACAACGGCGUUCGCAGAUCAAAGUUCAUCAGCGGCGACGAUGAACAUACCACUGACAUUUACAACCAGGGAUCGGUGAAGCAAAAGAAGAAGGACAUGUGGACCGAAAUUACAAAGGACUUGGUCCUCCGCGAAGCUAUCGACUCGUGCGGCUACUCAUGCGAGGAGACCGACGACUUUUUCUACGUCAUGGAGUACCUGCGAUACGAGGAUGUUCUGCACCUCGUGGAGAUUUCUGACGAGAUCCGUCGUAAGCGCAAGAGCCGCAUUCGGGAAAUCGAGAUUGAGCGCAAGUCUAUCCACGACUCCCGCCCAGCCUCAGCCUACGACGACCGUUUCUACGAGCACGAAGUAUCGUUCGACAGCCGUCGCAGCCGAUACCGUUAG
Messenger RNA from Alternaria hordeiaustralica, 1824 nucleotides. RefSeq lists its product as uncharacterized. The coding region runs from base 1 to 1824 and encodes 607 amino acids. NCBI's taxonomy places the organism in Eukaryota, Fungi, Ascomycota, Dothideomycetes, Pleosporales, Pleosporaceae. The transcript has 4 exons. The record is from RefSeq and is a predicted model, not a curated record.